Lichtheimia ornata is the source of this 633-nucleotide messenger RNA. RefSeq lists its product as uncharacterized. The transcript has a single exon. The coding region runs from base 1 to 633 and encodes 210 amino acids. NCBI's taxonomy places the organism in Eukaryota, Fungi, Mucoromycota, Mucoromycetes, Mucorales, Lichtheimiaceae. The record is from RefSeq and is a predicted model, not a curated record.
AUGGCCACUCACUCUGUGCAAUCAACAACCACCACCACCAACGAUUCUUCUGCGUGGCCAAGCCGUUAUUAUGGCAAGACAAGGCAUAUUGAUCUCGAAAAAAUAUACCAUGAUAUCGUCGCCCAAUCAUCGCAAACACCCGAUAAAAAAACGCAACGUCAAGUGAGCUUCUCUAAUGAUGCUCCGAUUGUACAUGAAUAUGAGCCUGAAUAUGACGAGGAUGAUGAAGACAACAACAACCACUAUGAUGAUGACGCUCCUCCUCAAUACUUCCCCACUGUCUUUGUGGCAAAUACCCCUGAUUAUGACCGAGAUACGGAAGCAAGCAGCGUGGUAUAUCGGAAAAAGAAGCGUGCAUCUGUGCGUCGUCUUGAUUUACGGCCCAUCCAAAACCCUGAAUACCGCAAGACGACACCCACACUUGUAAAAGAUGACGACGAUAGUGCAUCCGUGUCUUCAGCCGAACCCAUUACACCCGAAGCUACCACUGUACCACCUAUGCCAGAGCGCACAUGUUCUUCGUGUUCUUGCCCACAACCCGCUUCUUUGCAAAAACAACAAUCUCGUCGUAUUACCAUCAACCGUAUCCGGUCCACCUCAUGGAUUCCAAAAUCGAUCCAAAAUAUCUUGUAA